Messenger RNA from Hyalella azteca, 891 nucleotides. RefSeq names its product protein transport protein SFT2. The transcript is spliced from 4 exons. The record is from RefSeq and is a predicted model, not a curated record. Gene Ontology annotation, biological process: vesicle-mediated transport. NCBI's taxonomy places the organism in Eukaryota, Metazoa, Arthropoda, Malacostraca, Amphipoda, Hyalellidae. Bases 40 to 699 code for a protein of 219 amino acids. Gene Ontology annotation, cellular component: membrane.
AAUCUUUUCCGCCACAGCGGACGAAUACGUUGCAACGUAAUGGCGGAAUUAAAUAGGGAAUUAAAGGAAUAUCUUUCUAGGAAUAAUAACGAUGACAAGGAGACAUUGUUGCCCUCAACGAUUAAAGAUAUUAAAUUACCAAAAUUGAGUUCGUGGUUUACACCUAAUGGGUCUGUAGUCGAUGAAGAGGCUGGAGGAAGUCCUGCUCAAACGUCAAGCUCAUGGUUCUCAAGCAACAAAUCUGAAUCAAUAUUUCCUUCUUUGGGAAGGAAACAGCGCAUCAUUGGUUUUAUUUGUUGCGUUGUUAUGGGCCUCAUUUGCUUCACGUUGUCAGCAAUGUAUGCUCCUCUGUUGCUGCUGAAAGCUCGAAAAUUUGCACUUCUCUUCACUCUUGGAAGCCUCUUCAGUUUAAUGAGUUUUUCAUUCCUUUGGGGUCCGGUAUGCCAUCUGAAGCACUUGUUCUCCUCUGAUCGCCUCAUGUUCACCUCAGUAUAUCUGGUGUCUCUUUUUGGGACCCUGUACAGCGCACUCAGUUUGCAGUCCACUAUACUCACCUCUAUUGCUGCUGUACUGCAGGUGCUGGCACUGCUGUGCUACAUUGUAUCAAACAUACCAGGAGGGCAAGCAGGGCUCAACUUCUUCUCCAGCAUUUGUACAUCAGUUCUACGCAAAACUGUUUCAAAAGCAUUGCCUGUUUAAUCAGCUGGCUAUUUUACUACUAUUACUACAUGGCUACUAUUACUACAUGACCAAGAUUCACUGAACAAAUCAAUAAUUCUGUGUGUAGACUUUAAUCAGCUUUGAAGAUGACUUCUGCUUAAAAACUUCUUUAUUCAUGUUAUAUGAAAUUAAUGUUUUUAGGUCUCAUACUUCCAUGGUAGUUAUCUUUCU